Molecule: messenger RNA, 741 nt
Organism: Echinococcus granulosus
Lineage: Eukaryota; Metazoa; Platyhelminthes; Cestoda; Cyclophyllidea; Taeniidae
Product: Leucine-rich repeat-containing protein 6
Exons: 8
Coding region: 1-741 (246 amino acids)
Source: RefSeq, a predicted model, not a curated record
AUGCAUCUUAUAAGUUCAUUUAUUAUUGCUAUUGAGAUAGCUGAAGAAUUUUGGCAAGAGAAGGGUCCUUACACUCCGGAAUCACGGAGUGAAACAUAUGAGUUUCUUCGCUUACAGAAAGAACAAGAAUCUAAGAAAACUACCUCUUAUGAGAAGACGAAGCCGAGGCGAAAAGUUUUCUUUGCUGAAGAUGGUCGGCCUUACAACAUAAAUGAGCCGAAAGUCGAAUUUAAAUUUUACGAAGAAAUCAAGGGGAACGAGCAAUACUUUGUGCUAGAUGUCGCUGCUUACAGGAACAUGGAUACCACUCUAAUUGACUGCGAUGUACAGACGAAUUAUGUUCGUGUAACACUGAGAAAUAAGGUGUUCCAAAUGGCUCUGCCUGAAGAGGUUCAUCCAGACAAAUCUUCAGUCCAGCGUUCUCGUGUGACCGGUCGACUGCUCGUUCGGAUGCCCAAAGUCAGGGCUUCUUCAAUGAUUGAACCUCGGAUUGUACAGGCAAAUCACACCGCCGGUUGUAUAGAGAAAACAGAAAGCAAAGAAAAGGGCAAGGAACGAAAGUCCAAUUUUCUGACGGUGGGAGAAACAAAAGCGUCAGUGGACUGGCGAAACAUCACGAACACUGGGGACAGCCACUUGCGCGACUUGGAGAUGGCGAAGCGGGCACCGGUCAACCGCCGUAAGGAGAGGAAGAACAGUCCCAGUUUUGUUGACAAUCCUGACGUCCCGCCUCUUGAAUAA